GUCAUUCUGAGUCUGACUGAAUUGAGCUGAAGCGUCAAGAUUAGUCUCAAUUAAUUGUCGUCUGUAGUUUUCUCUAGUUUUUCGAUUAAUAUACAAUAAAAGUAUGUGUACAUUAUCCUAUUAACUGCGGAAAUCGACUUUUUAUUACAUUAUAAUCGUAUGAGACGACGUAACUCCAUGCUUAUUUCCUCACAAAAUGUGUAAUUCUGAGAUGACGAUCAUCCGAGUUUUCCUCCUUCUUACUCUCAGUUCGAGGCUGAGCUUGAGCUUUUACAUUCCUGGCGUCGCCCCAGUAGAGUUCAAGAAAGGAGAUCGGAUCGAAGUGAGAGCUGUAAAAAUGACAAGCACUCAGACUCAGCUGCCAUUUGAGUACUACUCUCUUCCAUUCUGUCCGCCCAAAAACAGGACAUACAAGUACAAGUCAGAAAACCUAGGAGAGGUGCUCAGAGGAGAUCGGAUUGUGAACACACCGUACGAGGUACGGAUGGCUCAAGAUGUCAGCUGCAGAUUGCUGUGUCAUUCUCCAGGGAUGCCGAUGCACUGGUCGUAUGAGGACCAAUUAAAAGUCAUGUACAGAAUCCGACAUGAAUAUUCAGUUCAUUUGUUGGUAGACAAUUUACCAUGUGCUACCAAAACAGUGAGUCCUGAUGGUAAUGAAGUACAAUACGAGCAUGGGUACAGGCUGGGCACUACAUCAAAUGGGCGAGCCUUCAUCAAUAAUCACCUCAAAUUGAUACUGCUUUACCACACUGUGAAUGAGGAAACAUUCCGAGUGGUGGGAUUCGAGGUAGAGGCCAGCAGUAUCGACCUGUCAGCUCUGCAGUUUGAGGGUGACAGUUGCCAGUUCCCCAGCGAGGGGAUGGUGCGACCACAGGAGAUUGGGGCUAGCCAAGACUCUCUAAGUCUACAGUUCACAUACUCUGUGCAGUGGAUGGCAUCCGAUGUCAGCUGGGCUUCUCGCUGGGACAUCUACCUGGGCAUGACUGACGUGCAGAUCCACUGGUUCUCCAUCGUCAACUCUCUUGUUGUUGUCUUCUUCCUCUCAGGUAUUCUGACCAUGAUCAUGGUAAGGACUCUGAGACGGGACAUAGCACGCUACAACGCAGAUGAGGGUAUAGAGGAGGCCUUGGAGGAAUCUGGGUGGAAGUUGGUGCAUGGAGACGUAUUCCGACCACCUCGAUAUCCCAGACUGUUUGCAGCUGUCGUAGGCUCCGGCAUCCAGAUAUUCUUCAUGUCCCUCAUUACCAUAUUUUUUGCGAUGUUGGGAAUGCUCUCUCCUGCAUCUAGAGGGGCUCUCAUGACAGCUGCGAUCUUUCUCUAUGUGUUCAUGGGUCUCAUCGCAGGUUACGUGUCAGCCAGGCUGUAUAAGACUAUUAAAGGUCGCAAAUGGAAAAGAGCUGCAUUUUUGACAGCCACAUUAUACCCUGCGAUCGUGUUCGGCACUGGGUUCUUCCUCAACUUUUUCAUCUGGGGCAAGAACUCAAGUGGUGCGGUACCGUUCUCUACAAUGCUCUCUCUGCUGUUACUGUGGUUCGGCAUCUCUCUGCCACUGGUUUACCUCGGUUAUUAUUUUGGGUACCGCAAACAGCCCUUUCAGCAUCCUGUCCGUACCAACCAGAUACCACGCCAGGUUCCAGACCAGCUGUGGUACAUGAACCCCAUGUUAUGUACUCUAAUGGCUGGUGUGCUGCCGUUUGGAGCGAUCUUCAUAGAACUGUUCUUCAUCCUGACAGCCAUCUGGCAGAACCAGUUCUACUACUUGUUUGGUUUUCUCUUUCUUGUCUUCAUAAUUCUAGUCAUCUCCUGCUCUCAGAUUUCUAUUGUCAUGGUCUACUUCCAACUUUGUGGAGAGGACUAUCACUGGUGGUGGCGCUCGCUGCUGGUGUCAGGAGGCUCAGCAGUCUAUGUCCUCGGCUACUCUGUGUUCUAUUUCCUGACCAAGCUGGAGAUCUCAGAGCUGGUGCCGACCCUGUUGUACUUCGGUUACACAGGCAUCAUGGUCCUUACGUUCUGGCUGCUGACGGGUACCAUCGGCUUCUUCGCAGCGUACGCCUUUGUCAUCAAGAUUUAUGGAGCUGUCAAGAUUGACUAGACACUUAUCGUCGUAGGCGUUUUGUAAAUAUAUAAAUAAAAAGUGACAUUUUUUAAAUCACCACCUGCGUAUUUACCACUGUAAAUAACUCACUGUUGAAUAUUUUAGUGUAUCUUAUUUCAGCUAAUUUUAAGGCGAGUUGGACUGCAUUUACGUUAUGAACUAUGUACUUUUGUGAAUGAACAUUUAAUGUAAGAUAAAUAAAUUAGUUAGUAUUUCAGCGGCAGUACAAAAUAACUUACUGUAAUUUAUAUAAAGUAUCUAUAUAUUUUGUUUUAAUCUUGUACGUAUUAUGUCAGCCAGCAGCCAAUGUAAAUUUAGCUUUGGGUGUUGAUUUUUAAAGACAAUUAUUUAAUGAUAUGUAUUUGAUAAUAGACUUGAAGUUAUAUAGUUUUACGAUGAUUUAUUUGUAUAAAGAUAUUUAAGUGCUAAUGAUCCCUGUUGUGUAUUUUUUUAACUGUAAAAAACUUAAUUUGAAUGUUUAAUCAGGUGCUAUAAAUACCAAAUUCUGUAUGUAUUUUAAACCACCCUGAAUAAAAGAAGGUUUUGUAAAAAAUGAAA
Homalodisca vitripennis (glassy-winged sharpshooter) is the source of this 2653-nucleotide messenger RNA. RefSeq names its product transmembrane 9 superfamily member 4 (gene TM9SF4). The record is from RefSeq and is a predicted model, not a curated record. Gene Ontology annotation, biological process: protein localization to membrane. Gene Ontology annotation, cellular component: membrane. NCBI's taxonomy places the organism in Eukaryota, Metazoa, Arthropoda, Insecta, Hemiptera, Cicadellidae. The transcript has 10 exons. Bases 197 to 2092 code for a protein of 631 amino acids.